GCAGUCAUGGAGGAAACUUACAUGGUACCCGACAAGAUGGUUGGUUUGGUUAUUGGUAAAGGAGGUGAACAAAUAACAAGAUUACAGAGUGAAACUGGUUGUAAAGUACAGAUAGCACCAGAUAGUGGUGGCUUACCUGAUAGAGCAUGUAGAUUAACAGGAACACCACAAGCUAUAGCAAUGUGUAAGCAGGUUAUAGAUAGAAUCAUUGAGAGAGCUCAUUCAUCAGGGUUACAUCCUAUGGGUAUGAUGAAUGGUGAUGGACAGACAGUUAUUGAAAUGUUUAUACCUGGCAAUAAAGUUGGGCUAAUCAUUGGUAAAGGAGGUGAAACCAUCAGAAGUUUGCAGGAAGAUCAUGGUGUUAAAAUGAUCAUGAUACAAGACAGUACCUCACCAUCGUCAGGAGAAAAACCAUUAAGGAUCAGUGGUUCUAUGGACAAAUGUCAGAAUGCAAAAGAAGCAAUAUUACAAUUAAUACAAGACAAAGAUAUGAAUGGUGGUGGUGGUGGUGGUUUUAAUGAAUUUGGUGGUGGUAUGAUGGGAGGUCGUGGAGGGGGAGUAGAGAUCCCAGUUCCCAGAGAAGCUGUAGGAUUAGUUAUUGGUAAAGGUGGUGAAAUGAUUAAAAAGAUUCAAGAAGAAACUGAUGCUAAAGUACAGUUCAGACCUGAUGAUGGUCAGACACCAGAAAGAAUAUGUUCUAUAACAGGACCACCAGAAAAGGUACAACAAGCUGUUCAACAGAUAAAUGAGUUAUUACAACAUACACAGGUACAAGGAGGCUUUAAUGGUGGAGGAAGAGGAGGAGGUAGAGGUGGUGGUGGAGGAGGAGGAGGUUUUGAUAGUUUCAAUGAAAUGGAUGAAACCACCUUCCCUGUACCAGCUGAUAAAUGUGGUUUAGUUAUUGGCAAAGGUGGUGAUUCCAUAAGAGAAAUAAACAAGAUGUCACAGGCACAUGUUGAAUUAGAUAGAAAUCCACCACCUUCUCCUAUGGAAAAAAUCUUUAUUAUUCGUGGUACACCUCCACAAAUAGAGCAUGCUAUACAGCUUAUCAGUGAGAAGGCUGGCAUUACGGUAAGUGUAUUUUGUUCUGAUUUUCAGCUAUUGCUCUUUUUAGAGGUGUCACAAGGGUGCCAAAUGCAGCAUGAAUUUAGAUUUGGAUCUUUAUUCUUGUAA
Lottia gigantea (owl limpet) is the source of this 1173-nucleotide messenger RNA. RefSeq lists its product as hypothetical. NCBI's taxonomy places the organism in Eukaryota, Metazoa, Mollusca, Gastropoda, Lottiidae. The annotation marks the transcript as partial. The transcript has 10 exons. The record is from RefSeq and is a predicted model, not a curated record. Gene Ontology annotation, biological process: regulation of gene expression. Gene Ontology annotation, cellular component: cytoplasm; nucleus. Gene Ontology annotation, molecular function: mRNA binding.